AUGGCUCUGCACACGAUGAAUGGGAGUGCGGCGGACGUGUCGGCGGGUUGUGCGCAGCAGGGGAACCUCAGCAUGGAAGUUACCGACUAUAAUAUCAGCUGCAAGAACGGCUCUGUCGUCCCCAGACCGGCCAGAGGAGUCAAAGACAUGGACUCUUUCCGCAUCCUGCUCUACUCUCUCAUCUUCCUGCUCAGCGUCUUCGGCAACCUGCUGAUCAUCGUGGUCCUGAUGCUGAACAAGCGUAUGCGGACCGUCACCAACUCCUUCCUGCUGUCGCUGGCGGUCAGCGACCUCAUGAUGGCCAUCUUCUGCAUGCCUUUCACCCUCAUCCCCAACAUCCUGGAGGACUUCAUCUUUGGAGAGGCCAUGUGCAAGACUAUGUCCUACUUUAUGGGGAUCUCUGUCAGCAUCUCCACCUUCAGCCUUGUGGCCAUUGCCAUUGAGAGAUACAGCGCCAUCUGUAACCCGCUGAAGUCCCGCGCGUGGCAGACCAGAUCCCACGCCUACCGCGUCAUCGCUGCCACCUGGGUGGUGUCACUGCUAAUCAUGGUGCCCUACCCGGUGUUCAGUGUCCUUAAGUCUUUCCCCAAGGCCAACAGUACUCUUGGCCACAUGUGUCGCCUUGACUGGCCCAGCGGGCAAGCUGAGCAGACCUGGUAUGUGUUGCUGUUGUUCACGCUGUUCUUCAUCCCGGGAGUGGUAAUGAUGGUAGCGUAUGGUCUGAUCUCCAGAGAGCUCUUCCGAGGCAUUCACUUUGAGUUGGGCCAGAACAGAGAGAGCACCGGCCAGAAAAACGGUGUAGGAAAGGCUGUCACAGGGUCCAAUGAUGAUGACGAUGGUUGCUACAUCCAGGUGUCUAAAAAACCCUCCUCUGCUGUGGAACUCCCCACUCUCUCUGCCUCAUCUGGCGCCACCCGGGCCAAAAUUGAGCGCCCCCGCAGCAACACCUCAGAGGCCAAGCUGCAGGCUAAGAGGCGGGUCAUUCGCAUGCUGAUGGUGAUCGUGGCGCUCUUCUUCAUCUGUUGGAUGCCCCUGUUCUCCGCCAACACAUGGAAGGCCUUUGACCUGAGGUCAGCCUCCAAAGCCCUCUCGGGAGCGCCCAUCUCCUUCAUCCACCUGCUGUCCUACACCUCAGCCUGCGUUAACCCCAUCAUUUACUGCUUCAUGAACACCCGUUUCCGCAAGGCCCUGCUGUCCACCUUCGCAUGCUGCUGCCGCAACCGGCUCUGUCGCUGGUGGUGCAGGAGGAAGGAGGGAGCAGAAGACGGUGUCACCGCCACCUCCAUGGCCACUUCCAUGGCCACCUCCAUGUCCAAGUUUAGCUACACCACCGUCAGCACCACGGGCACCUGCUGAGCCUGCAGGAGAGAGCUGGGGGGUGCACAUCCGCGGCCGUCAGGGCAGCGGCUAAUGUGUGCACCGUCUGUUUUUGUCUGUAUCUUUCAUUUUUCACUCUUCAUCUUGAUAUGCUAUGAGUCAUGCACUGAGUAAUAUCCUCGCCUUUAUUUAUCAGGCCUUUUUAAAAGGUCUCCUUCAAAUUCUGUGUGCAUGGUUGCAGAAUGUGAUGCCGGGAAAAAGCUGUUUUAGUCUGGCGACAUUUUUCUUGUGUUUAAUUGGCAGCAUCCGCUUUGUUGCAUCCUGCAGAGAACAUCAAGUGCCUGUGCUCUUUGUGUGGCUUCGUUUGUCAUGGUCGUUUGUUCACUAGCUGGCAGAGAUUUUAGUGAAAAACUGCGUUGAAUAGCCUGUGUACCUGUAAAUACUGUCUUAAUGUUCUUACUGUGCCAAAGGAACACUUUUGACAGAGACAUACUGUUGAACAACGAGGACUAUUACCUCAGCUAUGAAUCAGUAUAGAUUUUCUUUUGUGUUUAAUGUUGUUUCAUCUUCAUUCAUUAAGGGCAUCAACCUCUUGCUUUCUCUAUGUUAUCAGAAUUAUUUUACUGAAGGCUACACAGGGCAACCUUGAAUAUUGCUGGGUCCCUAAUUUCUGAAAUAUUUAAACAACAAAUCCUUCAAUUUACACAAAGAUAUCAAAGUUAGUUAGUCCAGUCCAGCUUUUUGUCAGCUCUAACUUAGUGUUUCACUCUUAGUGAGUUAUGUUUCAUCACUUCUUAUGUGUGCAU
This is a messenger RNA of Etheostoma cragini (Arkansas darter), 2123 nucleotides long. RefSeq lists its product as uncharacterized. Gene Ontology annotation, cellular component: membrane. The coding region runs from base 1 to 1356 and encodes 451 amino acids. The transcript is spliced from 5 exons. The record is from RefSeq and is a predicted model, not a curated record. Gene Ontology annotation, molecular function: gastrin receptor activity; neuropeptide receptor activity. Lineage: Eukaryota; Metazoa; Chordata; Actinopteri; Perciformes; Percidae. Gene Ontology annotation, biological process: neuropeptide signaling pathway.